AUGAUCUUGAAAUGGUCCAUCGGGUUCACCAUUUUGAGGAUUGCCGUGGAGGAGAGGCGAUGGGUCAUCUGGCCUAUAUACACCGCGCUAGUCCUUACGACAGUUGCUUCAGCCUCGACUGGCAUGUUCCGGCUUGUCCAAGAUGCCGAUGCCCUCGCUGAUGGCGGCGAAUGCAUCAAUCGCAAGUACCUUGUAGCUGUGUCGACCACACUGGCUGCUGUCAGUAUCGCAACUGACUGGUACAUGGCUCUGAUCGUCGAAAAGCUGAUACGUUACAAUCCAAUCCCGCUACUAUGUAAUAUACAGAUGGAGUCGUGCAUCAAGCUAUCGGUCAUCGGUCUUCUGGCUCUCGGUACCUUGCAAGAUCACCCUCCAUCGCGCACAAUGUCCUCCAUUCACAAUUUUCACAGUGCAUCCAUCGCAGGUAUCGUUCGUUUCGCCAUGAUUGUGAGGUCAACGCCAGAUAUUGUGACCGGCGUAGACCAUCUCUACAUCCUCGAUCCGAUCAUGACCUGGGCUCGUGCAGAACCAGCAAUCGGGAUGAUCGCCGCGAAUCUACUUGCGCUUCGUCCAUUACGCGAGAAAGCACUCAACUCCAUCUCUACCUCACAUCUCGUAACAAAUCCAAUCAUUCGAGCAGGCUGUCAAGCUCCAGGCCGAGCAACCAUCUGGAGCUCGGUGCACUGAGGAACGACGUUGACAAAGACAAAGGCAUCGAGACCAGGAUAUGGAAGGCUAUGCUGGAG
Messenger RNA from Macroventuria anomochaeta, 746 nucleotides. RefSeq lists its product as uncharacterized. Lineage: Eukaryota; Fungi; Ascomycota; Dothideomycetes; Pleosporales; Didymellaceae. The record is from RefSeq and is a predicted model, not a curated record. The transcript is spliced from 3 exons. Bases 1 to 687 code for a protein of 228 amino acids.